AAGGCAAGCAUGGAAGACAGUGUGCUGGGGCCAGUGCUGAUUGGAGUGUUUGUGUUGGUGGCCACUGUGCUGUACAUGAUCCUGAACCCUGUCACCUCUAAGAAACAAAAGUCCACUGUCAGAUUCCCCAAGACCCUGAAAGACUCCAGUGUCAAAUAUCCACUGCCACUCAUAGAGAAAGAGGAGAUUAGCCAUGACACCAAGAGGUUCCGGUUUGGCCUUCCCUCAUCCUCGCAUGUCCUUGGCCUGCCUGUCGGACAGCAUGUUUACCUUUCUGCUAAAGUCAGUGGGAACCUGGUCAUCCGUGCCUACACACCAGUGUCCAGUGAUGAAGACCAGGGCUACGUUGAUCUGGUCGUGAAGGUGUACUACAAAAAUACUCAUCCUAACUAUCCAGAUGGAGGCAAGAUGUCUCAGUAUCUGGACAACAUGAAAAUUGGAGACACCAUUGACUUCCGAGGCCCGAAUGGAUUGCUUGUGUACAAUGGAAAUGGCAAGUUUGCUAUUCGGCCUGACAAAAAAUCUGAAGCCAAUGUGCGGAAAUUUAAACACGUGGGAAUGAUUGCUGGCGGAACAGGCAUCACCCCAAUGCUGCAACUGAUUCGCUGCAUUACUGCAGAACCCACUGACACCACAAAGUGUUCCCUGAUAUUCGCCAACCAGACAGAAGAGGAUAUCUUGCUAAGGAAAGAGCUGGAAGAGGUGCUAAACAAACACCCCGACAAAUUCAGUCUAUGGUACACGCUUGACAGACCUCCACAAGGAUGGAAGUACAGCACAGGGUUUAUCAAUGCUGAUAUGAUAAAAGACCACCUCCCACCACCGGCCAGCGACGUUCUCAUAGUGAUGUGUGGCCCACGUCCAAUGAUCCAGAACGCGUGCCUGUGGAGCCUCAUUAAACUAGGCUACAAAACAGAAAACACUUUUGCCUACUAACCGUCCCAAUGGUGAUGUCAAAUUUUGAAAUGAUGUGAGAUAGUUUUGAUUUUUGUGCGAUACAUUUCAUGUUUGAUAUAGUGAAUUAAGAAAUUUAAAUUUAUUAAUGUUAUUUAGUAUGUGUGGAAAUGGACAUAUCUCAAUAACCAAGUAGCAUAGUGUGAAUGUAUAUAUGCUAAUUAUAAUGUAAAGGAUGUAUAUCUGCUGUGAUGAACUGGCAACCUGUCCAGGGUGUUUCCCUGCCUUUUGCCCAGUGAGUGCUGAGAUAGGCUCUAGCACCUCCUGUGACCCUUAUUAGGAUAAGCGACUUAGAGAAUGAAUGAAAGAAUGGAUGAAUGACUGGAUGAAUGAAAGGAUAUGUGUCUAACUGAAGACGUAUCUGAAUUAGACAUAUGAGAAUAUAAAAUGAACAAGGUCACCCAGCUGAAGAGUCAAGACUCCUCAGCCAGACAUCUCUAUGGGGACCAGAGCAAGAAUACUAAUAGCACAUAUGAACCAGACUGAUGUGAUGUGUAUACUAAGUGUGCACUUCCUCCUUUUGUUUGGAUACUUAUGAUUAAAUUGUAUAUGCACAAAAACUUUUGAUAUCCAUGUGUUUAUGUUGAAAACCAAGGUGUAUUUUGUCUGCUGUUAUAUGUUAAGUGCAUGAAUUUUAUGCUUAAUCAACUUUUCAGAGGUGGAAAUAGAGUACAAAACAUAUAAACCUGAUCUGCUU
This is a messenger RNA of Chanos chanos (milkfish), 1651 nucleotides long. RefSeq names its product NADH-cytochrome b5 reductase 2. The transcript has 10 exons. The coding region runs from base 10 to 936 and encodes 308 amino acids. Lineage: Eukaryota; Metazoa; Chordata; Actinopteri; Gonorynchiformes; Chanidae. Gene Ontology annotation, cellular component: mitochondrion. Gene Ontology annotation, molecular function: oxidoreductase activity; FAD binding. The record is from RefSeq and is a predicted model, not a curated record.